Messenger RNA from Portunus trituberculatus (swimming crab), 1837 nucleotides. RefSeq names its product alpha-(1,3)-fucosyltransferase C-like. The transcript is spliced from 9 exons. Gene Ontology annotation, molecular function: alpha-(1->3)-fucosyltransferase activity. Lineage: Eukaryota; Metazoa; Arthropoda; Malacostraca; Decapoda; Portunidae. Gene Ontology annotation, cellular component: membrane. The record is from RefSeq and is a predicted model, not a curated record. The coding region runs from base 1 to 1452 and encodes 483 amino acids.
AUGAUGGUGGUGGUGGUUGUGGUGACGGGAGCCCUUUACUUCAACUCCACCCUCUCCUUUUCAUCUCUGGCGCCCAUCCGACCCAAAUACAUACCAACCCUCAAAAUCCUUCCCCUCCUUUCCCCCUUCCCUACGUCCCCUCAUUUCCCUCGUGGGGCGGUGCUGGAAAGUCGGUGCCCCAGUUUUCUUACAUCAACCCCGCCCUGGAAGCUCUCUGGAACUCCCGAUGUCUUCCAGGAUCUUCCAGUCAACGCCACGGGCAAGGAUGGGAAGAAAUAUAAGAUUAUUUUAUAUUGGAAUGAGAUCUAUGGAAACAAAUACUUUGGCCUAGGUUACGGUCACACCCCCUUCGUCCUCGCCGGCUGCAGAGUGAACACCUGCCUGGCCACUGGUGACAGGCACAGGUACCCGCUGGAGGAGGUCGAUGCUGUUAUGUGGCACCUCAGAUCCAACGACAAGUCCCUCCCGAAGAAAAGGUACCCUCACACCUACUACGUAUUUUGGAUGAUGGAGUCAGCGUCCUACCCCUUUGCUGACCUCAGAGCCUACAGGGAUAAGUUUAAUCUGACUUUUACCUACAGAAGAGAUUCAGAUGCCUUCAAUCCGUAUGGACAGCUCUUCCUCCGGCGCCACCCCCUCCCCCUCCCUGCCAAGCCAAUCAACUAUGCCAAGGGGAAAACAAAGAUGGCUGCCUGGUUUGUUUCAAAUUGCCACACUAAAUCACGCAGGGAAGACUUUGUGAGCAGACUGAAGGCGUGGAUCAAGGUGGAUGUGUUUGGGGGAUGCGGAAAACUGAAGUGUGAGAGGAGCAACCAUGGACAGUGUUUGGAAAUGCUGGAAAAGGAUUACAAGUUUUAUUUUUCCUUCGAGAAUUCACUGUGCCAAGAUUACGUGACUGAGAAGUUCUUUAAUGCCAUGACUGUUAAUGUGAUUCCUGUCGUCUAUGGGUUUGGUAACUACUCAGCGAUCGCUCCCCCUCAUUCGUAUAUCAACGCCCUGGAUUUUCCUACCCCUCGUAAGCUUGCAGACUUCCUCCUCUACUUGGACGGAAAUGACACGGCUUACAAUGAGUACUUCUGGUGGAAACCAUACUACCACCAAACACACGACUGGGCGAAGAAAUCCAUGGCCUUCUGCGAGCUGUGCGAACGACUCCACGACGGCACCAGGAAGUCCUACGACCUGAAGAAGUGGUUCAUAGACGACUCUCACUGCAUGGGGUCCUAUGACGAGGCAGUUGGAAGAGGCAGAGCACGGGUAGCCAGGAGUGUCAUUGUUGGCGUGUGUGUCGGUAUUAUUGUGGCGUCCUUCCUAGUGUGCAUAUCGUGUCUCGUCUACGGUGUGUUUGUGUCAUCUCCCCAACAAACUAGAUUGGCGCGCUGUGAGGACUGUGUUGUCCCAGUGACGACCAACGCACCAUCUCUCCGUCAGCGCCUUCGUCAGGGUGGAUAAAUGAGUACGUUAUUUAUUUAUUAACUUAUUGUUGCUUUUUUCUGCAUGUUAAAAAUAUUACUUAUGAAAGGCUUGGUGUUGUUGUUAGUGUUGGUGAUGACCUUGGUGUGUGUUGAUGGUAAGAAACAGGUGUAUACAAAGGUAGUAAUUGUUGGUCAGGUGUGUGUGUGCGGUAACAGGUGUGUAAAUAGAGCAUUGUUUCAACAGGUGUGGAUUUGUAAGAUGACACACACGCACACACACAGACACACACACACACACACACACACACACUUUCUACUUAGAUAUUUUGAAUGAUUUUGCAUUUCUUUUUGUAUUUUUAAAUUCUUGCACUGUGAUAAAAUUUUCUACUAGUAAUAAAAUUUGAAAUACCUUUAAAAAAUCA